AUGGAGGCGGCGGCGGGCGGGCUCUGCGACUCUGGACCGCCGCUGCUGCUGAGCGAGGGCGAGCAGCAGUGCUACUCUGAGCUCUUCGCGCGCUGCGCCGGCGCCUCAGGCGGGGGCCCGGGUCCUGGGCCCCCUGAGGCCGCCAGGGCUGCCCCUGGCGCGGCCACUGCAGCCGCUGGCCCGGUCGCCGACCUGUUCCGAGCGUCGCAGCUGCCCGCCGAGACGCUGCACCAGAUCACAGAAUUGUGUGGUGCCAAGCGGGUUGGUUAUUUUGGUCUGACACAGUUUUACGUUGCCCUGAAAUUAAUUGCUGCGGCACAGUCUGGCCUCCCUGUGCGGAUAGAGAGUAUUAAAUGUGAACUGCCGCUGCCUCGCUUUAUGAUGUCAAAGACUGAUGCUGAAAUCCGGUUUGGGAACACGGCUGAGCUGCAUGGAACUAAAGUUCAGAUUCCGUAUUUAAUCACAGAAAAAAAUACCUUCAAAAGAAUCGACGAUGAGGAUAAACAGCAGGAAACGCAGUCUCCCUCGAUGUCACCUCUUGCCUCCCCUCCUUCUUCCCCGCCUCAUUACCAGAGGGUGCCCUUGAGCCAUGGCUACAGCAAACUGCGGAGCAGCACGGAGCAGAUGCAUUCAGCUCCUUAUGAAGCUAGACAGCCCCUUGUCCUGCCUGAGGGACCCUCAUCAGGAGGCCCAGGAGCCAAACCCCCUCGGCAUCAGGCUUCCCUUAUCCGGUCCUUUUCAGUGGAGAGAGAACUGCAGGAUAACAGCACUAGUUACCCAGACGAACCCUGGAGGAUAACGGAAGAGCAGCGCGAGUACUAUGUCAACCAGUUCCGGUCCCUUCAGCCUGAUCCGAGUUCCUUCAUUUCAGGUUCUGUUGCCAAAAACUUCUUCACCAAAUCAAAACUUUCCAUUCCAGAACUCUCCUAUAUAUGGGAACUGAGUGAUGCCGACUGCGAUGGAGCCCUGACCCUGCCAGAGUUCUGUGCUGCAUUUCACCUCAUUGUGGCCCGAAAGAACGGCUACCCACUGCCUGAGGGCCUGCCUCCAACUCUGCAGCCAGAGUACCUGCAAGCAGCCUUUCCUAAGCCCAAGUGGGAGUGUGCAUUAUUUGAUUCUUAUUCUGAGUCAGUACCAGCAAACCAACAACCCCGUGACUUGAAUCGGAUGGAGAAGCUGUCUAUUAAAGACAUGGCCGACUUUCCUGUCGCUACCCAAGAUGUGACUGGUGAUGACAAACAAGCUUUGAAGAGUGCUACUGAUGAAGCCUUACCAAAGGACAUGUCUGAGGAUUCAGCCACUCCUAAGGAUUCCAACAGUCUCAAAGCAAGACCAAGAUCCAGAUCUUACUCUAGCACCUCCAUAGAAGAGGCCAUGAAAAGGGGCGAGGACCCUCCCACCCCGCCACCGCGGCCACAGAAAACCCAUUCCAGAGCCUCCUCCUUGGAUCUGAAUAAAGUCUUCCAGCCCAGUGUGCCAGCGUCAAAGUCAGGAUUGUUACCUCCACCACCUGCGCUCCCUCCAAGACCUUGUCCAUCACAGUCUGAACAAGCAUCUGAGGCUGAGGUACAUCCCCAGUUGAACAGGGCCCCCUCUCAAGCUGCAGAAAGUAGUCCAACAAAGAAGGAGAUAGCAUAUUCUCAGCCCCCAUCAAAGCCCAUCCGUAGGAAAUUCCGACCUGAAAAUCAAGCUACAGAAAAUCAAGAGCCUUCUACCACUGUAAGCGGGCCAGCUUCUGUAGCAACUGUGAAACCCCAUCCAGCAGUCCAAAAGCAGUCUUCCAAACAGAAGAAGGCUAUUCAAACUGCUAUCCGCAAAAAUAAAGAGGCAAAUGCCGUGCUGGCCCGUCUGAACAGUGAGCUCCAGCAGCAGCUCAAGGAGGUUCAUCAAGAACGGAUUGCAUUGGAAAACCAAUUGGAACAACUUCGUCCAGUCACUGUAUUGUGACCCUCCCCGCCAAGAUUCAAGUAACAGUGGGUGACUUUUUCUGCCAAGAUCUUUCCUUUGAAUGUUUC
This is a messenger RNA of Budorcas taxicolor (takin), 2015 nucleotides long. It is a transcript of the gene REPS2, whose product is annotated as RALBP1 associated Eps domain containing 2. Gene Ontology annotation, biological process: endocytosis; endosomal transport. The record is from RefSeq and is a predicted model, not a curated record. Gene Ontology annotation, molecular function: protein binding; calcium ion binding. Gene Ontology annotation, cellular component: plasma membrane; cytoplasm. The transcript has 18 exons. The coding region runs from base 1 to 1947 and encodes 648 amino acids. Lineage: Eukaryota; Metazoa; Chordata; Mammalia; Artiodactyla; Bovidae.